AUGGCUGCCACGACGCACAACGAAGCUUGCCCGGCGAUGGAGACUGUCCUGAUCCUGCACUCGCUCGCCCCGCUCUCCCUCCUCGACGACCUUCGCUCAACUUUCCGCACCGUCAAGUACCACCCCAUCCAGACGCGCGACGGGUCCAUCUCGCCCACCCACCCAACAGCCGAAGACUACGCGACCGCAGACGCCAUUUUCGCGUUCUCGGUGCCGGACGAGCUGCAAAACCCGGCACAAACACCGAGGCUCAAGUUGUUCCAGGUCUGCUCGAGCGGGUACUCACAGGUCGAGCAGCAUCCGUUCUACAAGGCGGCAAAGGAGGCGGGUGGGGCUGGCAUUGCUUGGACGAACUGUGCCGGUAUUCAGACAACGACUAUCGCUGAGCACGUCAUCGGCACGGUCAUCAUGCUCCUCCACAAGAUCCAUUUCCUGUACUGGGCGCAGCGCGCCGAGCAGCGCUGGGUGUCGCCGAGAGAGAUCGGAGGCUUCAACAUCCAGGAUGUGGGCUCGCUCAAGGUGGGCGUGAUUGGGUAUGGACACAUUGGCCGCGAAGUCGCCCGCCUCUUCCACGCCUUCGGCUCGACCGUCUACGCCCUCACGCGCGAUGGCGCCCCAACGCCCGAGAAAGGCUACACCCUCCCCGGUACCGGCGACCCCUCGGGCUCACUCCCGACGAAAUACUACGCCACAUCGCCCUACUCAUCUAUCCUCUCCUUCUUUUCCGCAUGCGACGUCGUAGUCAACGUCCUCCCAGACACGCCUCGAACGCAUCGGACGAUCUCGACGGACGAGUUCAAGGCGAUGAAGGGGGAUGCGAUUUAUGUUAACAUCGGGAGGGGGACGACGACAGAUCAGGAGGUGUUGGUUGAGGCGCUGAGAGCGAAGAAGGAGGAGGGAGAGGCGGAGGAUGCGACGGGCACGCUUAGGAUCGGAGCAGCCAGUCUUGACGUCACCGACCCCGAACCGCUCCCCUCCUCCCAUCCACUCUACACCCUUCCGAACGUCAUUCUGACGCCUCACGUCUCAGGUCUGUCGAAAGACUACUGGCGCUGUGCGCUGAACGUCCUUAAGCUCAAUGCGGAGAAGCUGGGAAGGGGAGAGGAGGCGGUGAAUGUUUGGAGCGCGGCGAGGGAGGGGGUGAAGGGGCAGUAG
Rhodotorula toruloides NP11 is the source of this 1155-nucleotide messenger RNA. RefSeq names its product 2-hydroxyacid dehydrogenase. Gene Ontology annotation, molecular function: NAD binding. The transcript is spliced from 5 exons. Lineage: Eukaryota; Fungi; Basidiomycota; Microbotryomycetes; Sporidiobolales; Sporidiobolaceae. The record is from RefSeq and is a predicted model, not a curated record. The coding region runs from base 1 to 1155 and encodes 384 amino acids.